Closterium sp. NIES-65 is the source of this 606-nucleotide messenger RNA. The record is from the annotation of a GenBank genome assembly. NCBI's taxonomy places the organism in Eukaryota, Viridiplantae, Streptophyta, Zygnematophyceae, Desmidiales, Closteriaceae.
AUGCCUCUUCAGGUGCGGAAGCUGCAGGGGGGUCCGGGCCCACAGGAGAGGGAGGCGAGGACCGAACGGGUGGUGGAUGCUGCCGUGGCUGCUGGUGUUGAAGGUGCGGCACCAAUGUUGGCGUCCGCGAGGGCUGCGACGGAAGGGGAGCCUGCAUCCGCGCCUGCCGCUGCCGCUGGCGCCGGCUUAACCAUGCCCUCUGCCAGCUGGCCGGCUGGCCCUCAUUUGGCUGAAGAAGGGGGCCGCGCUGUGGAGGAGGCGGAGGCGGUUGGGGAGCAGGUACAUACGGAGGAGGCGGAGGUGGCUGCGUCGCCGUCACCGGUACCAGCGUUUGUGAUUGCUGAGGUGGUGACGGCCGCGGCGAGGCAAGGGACUGGAGAGCCAAGCGCAAGGGAUUCUGCGGAGCGAGGGGGCCGGUCGGCAUCGCAGAGCCGGCAGGAAAUUGAUGCGACUGCCCGGGGAGAAGACGAUCUCGUGGGAAACGACGUUGUGCCGCCCGCGGCUAUCCCGGCGCCAGCGGCGAUGGCUCCGGUAGAGGCGCCCCUCACUGCGGACAGUGUGGCACGCAACACCCGCUACGCAACACGCCGGGCGGCGAUAACCUAG